AUGACUCCUCCGUGCGUCUUCUUCCUUCCACGUUUGCCUCAGUACAGCGUUAUCUUUAUCAGUGCGAUGAUAUCAUUCACAUCGUUGUAUGUAAAACAUCAAUCUUUGAUAGCUGCUGGGGCAAACAGAGAGAACACCCAUUCUUCGAGUAAUGCCUUAAAAUUGUAUCUAUAUUACAUUGCUAUCGAAGGAGUGCUUAAAGCUAAACCUCGAAUAUUCCCACAAUGUAGAACUGACGCGUUUAGAAAGAAAACUAUGAAAUCUGUCGCCUUAAUUUAUAAUAAAAAAGAAGAAAACGUGGCUAGAAAAUAG
Messenger RNA from Necator americanus (New World hookworm), 312 nucleotides. RefSeq lists its product as uncharacterized. Lineage: Eukaryota; Metazoa; Nematoda; Chromadorea; Rhabditida; Ancylostomatidae. The transcript has 2 exons. The coding region runs from base 1 to 312 and encodes 103 amino acids. The record is from RefSeq and is a predicted model, not a curated record.